Messenger RNA from Silurus meridionalis, 3475 nucleotides. RefSeq names its product engulfment and cell motility 2 (gene elmo2). The transcript is spliced from 21 exons. NCBI's taxonomy places the organism in Eukaryota, Metazoa, Chordata, Actinopteri, Siluriformes, Siluridae. The record is from RefSeq and is a predicted model, not a curated record. The coding region runs from base 191 to 2320 and encodes 709 amino acids. Gene Ontology annotation, biological process: actin filament organization; cell motility.
CAACUCUAAUCUCGGUUCAGAAAGCAGGGAGUCAGUUCAGGGUGUGAACAGGAAGGAUUCGGUUCAGGCGCGGUGAGGAGAUUAGUGGUGGAUGUGGUAACCCGCGGCUGCAGGAGGAUGUGAUGAGGAUGGAGGAAACCCCGAGGAGGAAUCACAGCGUUACAGCGUUACACUGAACCGCUCACACAGGAUGCCACCACCGUCAGACAUUGUGAAAGUUGCUGUGGAAUGGCCUGGAGCCAAUGCACAACUCAUCGAGAUCGACCAGAAGAAGCCUCUCUCCUGUAUUAUAAGAGAAGUGUGUGAUGGAUGGUCUCUGUCCGGAUCUGAGCAGUUUGCUUUACGCUACGCAGAUGGAGCUCAGCUUUAUAUCACCGAACAGAGUCGUGGAGAAAUUAAGAACGGCACCAUCCUGAGAUUAGCCAUCUCUCCGGCGCGAGCGGCUCGUCAGCUUCUCGACAGGAUUCAGUCAAUGAGCAUCGAUGCUCGUCUGGAGGCUCUGAAGGAACUUGCCAAGCUCUCAGCUGAUCCCACCUUCGCCACCGAGUUCAUCAACAUCGAGGGAAUUAACACACUCGCACGGCUGGUGGAGAGCGGCACACAUUUUGGUGAGAUGUUAGCCUUUACCCUCACUGCCUUUCUUGAACUAAUGGAUCACGGCAUUGUGUCAUGGGAUAUGAUCUCACUAUCCUUCAUUAAACAGAUUGCGGGUCAUGUGACCCAGCCGCUGGUGGACGUUUCGAUCCUGCAGCGUUCUCUGGCUGUGUUGGAGAGCAUGGUGCUGAACAGCUGCACUCUGUACCACCGCAUCGCUCAGGAGAUCCCCAUCACACAACUCAUCACACACCUGUCCAAUCAGGAGAUUCAAACCUACGCCAUUGCUCUGAUCAACGCUCUGUUCCUAAAAGCACCUGAGGAUCGGUUGCAGGAAAUGGCCAGCACACUGGUACAGAAGCAUUUGCGCUCCAUCAUCCUUAAUCACGUCAUUCGUGGGAAUCGGCCCAUUAAAGCUGAAAUGGCUCACCAGCUGUACGUGCUGCAGGUUUUGACCUUUAACCUUUUAGAGGAGCGAAUGAUGUCCAAAAUGGACCCCAACGAUCAGGCUCAGAGAGAUGCACUGUUUGAGUUGCGCAGGUUGGCGUUUGAUGGUGAGAGCGACUCGACCGGCACAGAGAAGAGAAAAGCUCUUUACACUAAAGACUACAAACUACUUGGCUUUACUAACGGUGUAAACCCUGCGCUGGAUUUCACUCAGACUCCUCCCGGACUCCUGGCCCUCGAUAACAUGCUCUAUCUCGCUAAAGUCCACCCUGAUACCUACACACGGAUUGUUUUGGAGAAUAGCAGUCGUGAGGAUAAACACGAGUGUCCAUUUGGUCGGUGUGUGAUUGAGCUGACGAGAAUGCUGUGUGAAAUACUGCAAGUUGGAGAACUACCAAAUGAGGGCUGUAAUGAUUAUCACCCGAUGUUCUUCACUCAUGAUCGAGCGUGGGAGGAGUUUUUCUGCGUCUGUAUCCAACUGCUUAAUAAAACCUGGAAGGAGAUGAGAGCCACAACUGAGGACUUCAACAAGGUGAUGCAGGUAGUCCGGGAGCAGAUUGUGCGUGUGUUAGCAAUGAAGCCUUUGACUCUGGAUCAGCUGAAGGUGAAGCUCUACAGUCUGAGUUACUCAGAGAUCCUGAGGCUGAGACACUCUGAGAGACUAAACCAGGAUGACUUCCACUCUGCUCCUAUCAUUGAGCUGCGUGAAAGGAUUCAGCCAGAGAUUUUGGAGUUGAUUAAACAGCAGAGAUUAAACCGGCUGUGUGAUGGAAGCUGUUUCAGGAAACUCGCUCACCGACGCAGACAAGAGAAGUUUUGGUUUUGUCGUUUAUCUCUGAACCAUAAAGUUCUGCAUUAUGGAGACGUGGACGAGUCUCCUCAGGGGGAGGUGCCUUUUGAAAUGCUCACAGAUAAAAUUUCAGUGUGUGACAUUAAAUCAGUGGUGACGGGAAAAGACUGUCCACACAUGAAGGAGAAAAGUGCACUCAAACAAAACAAGGAUGUGUUGGAGUUGGCCUUCUCUAUACUCUAUGAUCCUGAUGAGGCUCUGAAUUUCGUGGCUCCGAGUAAAUAUGAGUACUGUAUAUGGAUGGAUGGACUCAGUGUGUUAAUGGGGAAGGAGAUGUGCAGUGAUUUGACCCGCAGUGACCUCGACACACUCAUUAGCAUGGAAAUGAAGCUCCGCCUCCUGGACCUGGAGAACAUCAACAUCCCUGAGGCUCCACCCCCAAUUCCCAAAGAGCCCAGCAGCUACAACUUCACCUACAACUAUGGCUGAGUGUGUGUGUAUGUGUAUGUGUGUAUGUAUGUAUGUAUGUGUGUGUGUGUGUGUGUGUGUGUGUGUGUGUGUGUGUAUGUGUGUAUGUGUGUGUGUGUGUGUGUGUGUGUGUGUGUGUGUUACUUAUCAUGGCCUUUCAUUAGUGGUGAUAAAGGUCUUGUGUUGCUGGAUCUCAGUACCCAGUGGAGUUACAUGAAGGUCACCUCUGUGAGAAUAUUAUGGGAUGUUUCAGGUGUUUCAUGUUCCAUCCUCAGAGGGCCUUUUCUUAGAAAGAACAAUCCCUUAAUCCCUUUCACCUGAAAAAUAAAUAAUCAGUAAUGAUCAAUAUAAACAGAUAGAAUUUGGAAUUAAACCCAGACCAGGAACCAGAGCUGCUUCAGCACACAUGUUUAUUAUAACUGACACAUUAUAUAUAAAUAUACAUGUAAAUAUGAACAAUAGAGCAUUAGAUAAAUAAAAUAAUGAAAUGAAGAGAUUAUAUACAUAAUUUUAUAUAAUUUGGUUUAUAUAAUAAUAAUAAUAUAAAUAUAAUGCUAAAUAUGAGAAAAAUAUGAAUAUAAAAUGAACUGAAUGCCUUUGGAUGUGUGAUGAAGUCCGAUCUUUUCUGUUUGAUUUAUUUACAUUAUUAUUUUUUUUUAACUUAUUUCUUUGUUUUCUUGAUAAUAUUACAAUAAAAACACUGAAAGUACACAUAGAAACACUGCAGUAUUGGCCACGCCCACCAGAGGGCGUGGUCCACCGCCUAAACACCGCUCAGAAUUCAGAUUAGAGAUUUAUAUAUUUUUGUAAAUAACGUGAUGUGUGUGGAAAAUGAAAGAAUUUACUAAUAAAAGCUGUGUGUGUGUGUGUGUGUGUGUGUGUGUGUGGUGAAUUAAUUCUGUUUUUGUUUUGAAGGUAAACAUAUUUGUGUUUAUUGUUUACAUCUUUAUUUAACAUGAGUUUUAUGAAUAUAAUGAAUCAGUUACUGAAUCACAAGUUGAUGGAAUUCAUUCGGCUUCUUUAAUAAUGUUAUUGUUUGCACGCUGAUGCUAGAAUAACUGUUAUAUAUAAUAUAGAAUAAUAAUAAUGUGUGUGUGUGUGUGUGUGUGUGUGUGUGUGUGUGUGUGUGUGUGUGUGUUUUAAUGGGUUUGUGUGAAUAAAUGCUAAUUAAACAUG